AUGCCAUUUCCCGAUUACCCUUUGGCCUCAGAGCAUAACUGCCAGGAACUUUUUAUACCUCAAAAGGUGAGUCCGUGGCUGCUAACCUUACGCAAUGCGUUAAUCAAGGUUAUUGUCAACAGCGACUCGGAUAUGUUAGGUAUCACUAUUAUCCAGCUCUAG
This is a messenger RNA of Plasmopara halstedii, 162 nucleotides long. RefSeq lists its product as uncharacterized. The record is from RefSeq and is a predicted model, not a curated record. Bases 1 to 162 code for a protein of 53 amino acids. The transcript is spliced from 2 exons. NCBI's taxonomy places the organism in Eukaryota, Oomycota, Peronosporomycetes, Peronosporales, Peronosporaceae.